Ostrea edulis (European flat oyster) is the source of this 1331-nucleotide messenger RNA. RefSeq lists its product as uncharacterized. The transcript has 4 exons. Bases 327 to 1208 code for a protein of 293 amino acids. NCBI's taxonomy places the organism in Eukaryota, Metazoa, Mollusca, Bivalvia, Ostreida, Ostreidae. The record is from RefSeq and is a predicted model, not a curated record.
AUCGUUCAUAUAAAAGACCAAGUAUAAAUGAUGUCACGUUUGAUUCACUUUUGCCUCACGUCAACAGACAAUUGGGUCCACAUCAUAUUCGUACAAAACUUUACUCUAUUCCAUUGAGGGUUUUACAUACGUUAUUUGAAGAAGCUAUGGCUAGUCUAUACUUGGAUUUUUCAACACCUGAAUAUAGACUGAACUCUAUGGGCGUUUUCACCUCGAACUCUAGUUUCGUCACGGGUCACGAGAGUUCGACGUAAACAACGAGAGUUUGAGCCCGGGAUUAAAUCGAGUUCAACUCUAACACGAUACAGGGUUCUGACGCAGUAAAGAUGGCGGCGCGCGGUGGAGAUAACAUGGUCCAAAUACAAUUGGAAGAUGGCCAAUGUGUUUUCAUUGACGAAGACCUUGCUAAAAUCUAUUUAGCUGAAGAUGGUGAUCCAGAGACAAAAAGGGCAAUCAGAGAUGCAAUUCUAGCAUGCCGUAAAUCAAAUUCGACUUCACCCGGUACAUUGGAGACCAUUCCUAUACGCUCAUCCUCAUCUGAAUCCCCGUCAUCUGGUCCUUCACCACCCUCCAGCGUCUCUACUUCCAGUUCCGACUCGCAGCAGACCAUGCAUGUUUGGAAUGAAAGUGAAGAAAGAUUCUUAAUCGAUUUAAGGCUGCAGAGGGAAGAGAGAUUUUUAGGCACCAAAUCUCACGAUUUUUUGUGGGGAGAAAUAUCAUCAGAAAUGAAGAAAAAUGGUAUACAUGUUUCCAAAACACAACUUAUCAACAAAUGGAAGGCGUUGAAAAAGAAAUAUAAAGAAGUAAACGAUGAGAACAAUAAAACUGGAAAUCAAAAACACUCCUGGAAAUACUUUGAUCAGUUCAGUGAAGUUUAUGGCAACAAGGCAUCCACAAAUGUAAGCGUGUCCUUCGACACAGGACGGAGAGAUAAAAUGAAAAUCAACAUAGAUAGCAAAGAUGAAGAUAUUUCACUUGUUCCAGAGAAAGAAAAGCAAUCCACAUCUAGUGACACAGAUUCCAAAUCAACAGCUACAGGCACAAAGCUGAAAUCUAAGAAGCGCAAAAUGUCCGACAGCACAAAAUUGAUAGAAAAUAUUCAAGACCAAAACAGAGAGCUUAUGAACUCCAUGGAAAAGCACCAUGAGGAGAAAAUGCGCCGAAUAGAUCGUAUGCUAGAACUAUUGGAGAAGUCCUUGGACAAAUAAUUCACCUCAUGUAUUUUUUCCCCAUCUACAAAGUGUGUACAGGACUGGCAAAGUCCCAGUUUUUAGUUUUCUAUGAAGAAGUCUUCAUUAUUUUCAGCAAUUUCAGUUGCUGAACACCACACA